UGAACUCAAGAUGCGCUGACUUGACGUAGUUGGCACUGUGGGGCGAAGUAAGGCGCUGUCUGUGGGUCCUGAGGCAGAGGGAGCAUCCCGGAGUGGACAGUGGGGAGCGCUUCUCCCACUUCACGUGUUUUCUCUGCUGCGCUUCCAGCUGUGGACUGUGAAAACUCCCCGAGUGUCACAUUCCACUCUGUGGGCAGCCUGGGCGAGCGGAACACCUGACUUUACUGCGUCUUAGGAUUUGUUUUUUCCCAGCGGCUUGGAUCUUGGCAGAGCAGAUGUCCUGGAGGACUGCAGCCACUGAUGUCCACUGGUGUCCACUGAUGUCCUGCUUGUUGCUCAUGUAGUGCUGGACAGGGAGAGGAGGACAAGUUAGAGUGUCGCUCCUGAAGGCGGUGAGCUCCAAAUGCAUUGGCUCCUGGGCCGGGAGAAGAAAGAAGGUCUGGGUCUGUCCUCGGGUUCCUCGCCCCCAGCCGCUGCCACCAUGUUCAGCUGCGUUGGCUGCUUCUGGGUGCUCCUGUCCUCCGCCCUGGUGGCGGUCUGCAGCUUCAGCUUCAUCUCCCCCGCCUGGAUCGUUAAGGAGCAGCUGAGGAGCGGCCAGCUGCAGCAUCAGCACCACAGCUCCCAGGACUCUGUGAGCUUCGGCUUGCUGUGGCACUGCUCCGAGUCUCUGGAUCACAUGUACCGGUGCUACACCUUCGGUGGGCUGGGCAAGUUUGCAGAGAUCCCCUCCAGCUCCUGGCAGACCAGCGCCGUCCUUUGUUCAGGAGGAUGCGCCCUGCUGGCGGUCAGCUCCCUAUUGGCCAUCAUCACCAUCUUCCUGCCAGGCGGAGGCUGCGAGAGGAGGAUCUGCACCCUGGCUGGGUACAUGCAGAUGGCAUCGGUGUUCAUAAUGGCUACUGGUCUGCUGGUGUACCCUUUCGGCCUUAACUCCUCACUGGUUCGAUCUUUCUGCGGAGACGCUGACAUCUACUACGCCGGCGAGUGCCAGAUCGGCUGGGGCUACAUGCUGGCUAUCGUUGGAGUCAUGCUCACCGUCUUCUUGCCCUUCUUUGCCAAAUAUGCACCGAAGGAGCAGCUGUCCCCCACCCCUCUGCCCACUCUGUUAUAGUUCAGCCUUGUUUUUUUUUCUCUCUUUAACUCUUGACCACUUUGUACGAUCAGUACCUAAAGUCCUGAAAAGCUCCUGAGGAAGCCCCACUCAGCCAUAACUGCAGCUGAAAAUACAGAAGAAAAAAAAUCCAAAAGCCGUCUUCCUGCAUCUGUAAAGUUAUUCUUUUUUUUUAAUGUUUAAUUAAUAAAAAAGUCCAACCUCUAAAAUGUGAACUAGGUUUUAUGUUUCUGUGAAGACAUGUUGCAUCCAAAUGGAAGCAUGAUGCUACAUGGCUCCGGGGUUUCAGCGACAUUUCUGUUCAGUGCAAGUUUUUUGUGUAUAAGAAAGCUUGAUAAAGAGGCAAUAAGGACAGUUUGAGAAUUUAAGUACAUUUGAAGGAUGCAGACGGACGUAUCUGAACUUUAAACGAGUCGUCUCUAAAAUAAAUUGUGU
Molecule: messenger RNA, 1543 nt
Organism: Cyprinodon tularosa
Lineage: Eukaryota; Metazoa; Chordata; Actinopteri; Cyprinodontiformes; Cyprinodontidae
Product: transmembrane protein 211
Exons: 3
Coding region: 404-1108 (234 amino acids)
Cellular component (GO): membrane
Source: RefSeq, a predicted model, not a curated record